AUGAUCAGUCUUACUAUUAGUAUGAAGUAUGAAUGAUACUCAAUGCAAUUUUCUGCCUAAUGGAAUUACCCGUACGGGAGAUCAGUCAAGAUUCUGCUGAAAACGCCACACUUUCUGAGAGUCUUAGAGUUUCGGUUUAAUCUCAAAAUAUAUCCAGAUCUGAUAUUCACUAAAUACACUACAUAGCAGGACUGACACACUAGCAAUGGUCCGUUCAGAUAAUUGAAAAUGAAUUAAGAUCAACUUUUCAGAUACUCGUCCUCCGAUCAAAUACGUUCUCGACGUCACUAUCGCCUAUCCGAACGGAAUUCCGCUCUCUUUGGCCACUUUCGGACUGGGAACUCGCGAGAAGUGUGACAUUGCCGUCAACUACAAAAUCUACGACGCCACAGAGGUAAGGGAGGCGUUCCUGGUUCUUCCUCGACCGAUAAAAAGUUGCAAAACGCGCAAAAAGUGACGGGGCACAAACAACUCGGCUCGCUCACCUUUUCCUCGCUUUCCGAUCGGUCGAGCAUCCUUAGGGACCGAGAGUUUCUGAAAAUGAAAACAAUGUUUUAUAUAUUGUAGGUUCCGUUCGAGGACGAGGAGAAACUUCGAGACUGGAUGUACGAGGUGUACAAGGAGAAGGACGAGAUGCUAGGUAGGCAAGAGAGAGACAAAGAUCGGGUGAAAUCAUUCAGCGAGUCAGCAGAAAUCGAGUUGUUUGCUUCCUCGGCGGCCGGGGACAAGAACGGUAUCUGAUAAAAUGAGUGGGCAUCAGAAACCGCCUUUUCUCCGAUUGAGCAAACUCUAAAAUAGGAAGACAAGGAAUAACGGCAAACUGAAUUGUUUCGAAACUUGGAAAGUGAAUGAGAGCGGCGGGCGAUGCAAUUCAACCGCCAAUUAUACUUGUUUCGACCUUUUUGCGCCCUUUCCCACAGUCCAUUUUUUUUAAUAGAUCAAAAAGAUAAGAAGAAUUGAGGGUCUGAAGGGGUUUGUUGUUUUUGGAGAAAACAAUAGUGUUACAUGCAACCAAAACCUAGACAGAAAUUUAGAUAUCAUAGAAAGUCGGAUAAACAGUUUGUUGCAACGCGAAAAUCAUUUGGUAGGCCGAAAAAGAUUGGGGUGGAACUAAUGAUAAGACGCGAGAUUCGACCUUCGCACCUUCCGAUCAAUCUUUUUCGGUGAAACUUGCAGUUGGAAGAGAGAGAGAGAGAGAGAGAAAAAGAGAGGAGCAACUGAUAGUGGGCGCACGUUUCGGGGUUUCCCUCAAGGAUUGCGUAAGAUAUCGGAAGGGGACAAAGGUCAUUUUGGAAGAAGAUGAUGGUCAUCAUGUUAGCAAGUUCUGGGAAAAGAUCAGAGGACGAGCGAACGUCACAGAUUACCUGAUUGUUUGGUUUUCAGCUCGAUACUACGCGACGGGCGAGUUCAAUCCGGGCGAGAAGGGCACCCGGAUCGCCUUCUCGUGGGCCAAAAUCAUCGGAAUGUACGCCUUCUGGUUCGGAUCGUUCUAUGCACAGUACCACGUCUACUCGUACAUCAUCUCCUCCAUCGCCAACUUUCUCUUCUUCCCCUUCUCUUCAUAA
Caenorhabditis sp. 36 PRJEB53466 is the source of this 1565-nucleotide messenger RNA. The record is from the annotation of a GenBank genome assembly. NCBI's taxonomy places the organism in Eukaryota, Metazoa, Nematoda, Chromadorea, Rhabditida, Rhabditidae.